AUGAGCCACGCCUACUUUGCAUCAAGUAUAAGAAGCGCUAAAAACACCAAAAUAGCCUGCAACUUCUUUUCUCGAUAACUGAACGAUGGCCAACAAUAUACUAAACAAUCUAACUGAUGACAGCAUUGCCUGCGCGACAGAAGAUGACGACGAUCAGCAGAAAACUACAGGCAUCCCGUUGUCCAGGAAACUGUGCUAUGCCGUUGGAGGAAUGCCUUAUCAAAUGACUGCAACCGCCAAGGGCUUUUUCAUGCAGAUCUUUUUACUGGACGUUGUGAAGAUGGAAGCUUUCUCUGCAUCCAUCAUCCUCUUCCUCGGUCGAGCUUGGGAUGGCAUUACGGAUCCUCUGAUUGGAUAUGCUGUGAGCAACAGUGGACGGACCAGAAUUGGCAAACUUAUUCCUUGGAUUGUUUUCACAAUGCCACUUGGGGUCCUAUCGUAUGUCAUGCUCUGGUAUACCCCACAGGACACCAUGUCCUCUGCCUUCAGUUUCAGCUGGUACUUCAUAUGGUGCUGUCUGUUUGACACCUUCAUGAGUUGCUACCAUGUGCCGUAUUCUUCCCUAAACAUGUUUCUGGGGGGGAAUGAGAAGGAUCGAGACUCAGCCACUGGUUACAGGAUGGGCAUGGAAAUGUUCGCUACACUGGCGGGCGCCGCCAUUCAGGGUCAGAUAGUGGGAUCGCACCAUGCCAAAAAAACCCGCGACUGCAGCUUACAGAAUGAAACGGUUGAGUUUUCUGGGAACCACACAGAUGAAAUAUCUGUCACUCUACAAAACACAAGAACAGCCUAUUUGACUGGUGCACUGAUAUUAGGAAUGCUGUACUUCCUGUGCUGCCUCGUGCUUUUUCUUGGAGUAAAGGAACAGUUGGCCCCUCUGAGUAAACUGGACCGCAUAAAUAUCUCCUAUCUUACUGGUAUAAAGCUGAUGUUGGGACACACUCCAUAUGUGCGGCUUGUAUGUGGCUUCCUCUUUGCUUCAAUAGCAUUCCAGAUGGCUCAGGGAAAUUUCGCCCUCUUCUGUACUCAUGCAGCGAAUAUGGGAGAAUAUUUCCAGCAUCUUGUUCUCUUAUUAUUGACAGCAGCCACAAUAUCCAUCCCAGUGUGGCAGAUGUUAUUGGUCAAAAUAGGCAAGAAGGCCACUAUAUUCAUCGGCCUUUCAAUGGAUAUCCCAGCUCUAAUUGUGAUAUCUCUAGUGAAAAGUAAUUUACCCGUCUUCAUUAUUAUGUCUGUGUUAUCUGGCACAAGUCUGGCAGCCCUCUUUUUACUCCCUUGGUCAAUGUUGCCAGAUGUAGUGGAUGACUUCAAAGUCAAGAACCCAUCUUGCCAGGAUCUAGAACCACUAUUUUACUCCUGCUAUGUUUUCUUCAACAAAUUUGGUGGAGGCAUGUCUGUUGGAAUCUCUACUUUGGUACUACACUUCGUAGGAUACAAGCCUGGUGCUUGUAAACAUAAUCCAGCGGUCAUACGCUCGCUGCGGCUGCUCUUCGCUCCAGUGCCCAUCUGCCUGUUGGUCAUCAGCUUGGUGAUUUUUUACUUCUAUCCCAUCAAUGAAAAGCGACGGCAGGAAAUCCAGAAAGCUUUAAGGAAAGCAGGGACAGAGACCAGCAUGAAAGGAGAAGAAGAACUGAGCCUAUGAAGUAAUCACUCAGUAUUUACAUAAGGAGUUCACUACUUUUGUAACAUUUAUGGGUUGUGGAACUUUUAAUAAUGAACAUGUUUUGUUUUCCAUCUCAGUGGAAAGGCUUUUGAUUGUGCAUGGUGAAUGUUUCUCAAUCCUGUUCUGGAGGGACCCCAACACCAUUUAGGAAUCUCACAAAUCUUACACACUCAAGAUAGAUAAAGGAGACAUUCAAAGCCUGUAGUGCUACGCGGCUUGAAGACCAGUUGCGUAAACACAGUCACUGUUAAGACUGUGUCUUAAGAACUAGUCUUGCCAACUAGUCAAGGGGUAACCAGUCUUUCUUUUUGAAUUCAAAUCUACUUUUUAUGUAACUGACAUUAAAAAAGCUAUAGCCAGUGUUAAAGUAAAAAAUUACAUGAUUAACUUGUAAGACUAUUCUAAGCAGUUUAUGCAACCGGCCACAGGAUUGAGAAACAUUAGUCGACUUAAAGGUGCAGUGUGCAAUUUCUGCACCAUAUCCAGACAGAGUCUCACCUCAAACUCAUACCGCUGAUUAAACCAUAGUUUCUGCAAAGAGUUCAGAAAAUUCAGACAAAUAAUGGCUUACUAAUAACUGUCUAUUCCUAUUAAGCUGAGUAUUAUUACAUUGAAAAGAUAGACACAGCUAGUCAUGUAUGAAUGGACUUAUAUCAACAUUUUUGCUCAGAAAAAGUAAUGAUGAUAUUGAUAUAAAAGUGUAUAAAUAAACAGCCAUGUGCAAAUAUGUGCAUGUGCAAGGUCAUCUUUUGCAGUACAGAAAACAGCACAGCGCCCUCUUGCGGCCAAUAGUUAUUAAGGCCAAAUGUCUUUAGGCCUUAAAGUCACCACAAAAUCAAAGUUGACAAUUCUUGUUUUUUUUUAAAAAAAUGUUAUGGUAUAUAGCAUACCUGUCAGCAUCACUGGUAGAAAUUGGAGGAGAAGACUCAAACCCAAAACAAAAUAUACAUGUAAAUUUAACAACAGCUGGAUGGAAGAAUUUAAUUUCAUAUCUCAAAGAUGGGCACGGUGGGAAAAAUUACGUUACUCAGCACAUUAAAUCACAACGGCACUAUCACGCAGGAUAUAGGCACAAAAGGGCACACCUGCCAUUUCGACCUUCAAUGUAAUGUACAAUGUUAAAUACAUGAAAUACAUGUGUUUUGUUACAUGUUCCACAGUUACAUGCACCAGUGUUUCUAUUUAUGUAAUAAAAUGUGUAAUAAUAGUAAAAAUAAAUAUAAAGAAACAUGUAUAAGUCACGUUAUUAUCAUGAUCAUAAUAACCCCCACUCUCCCGGAGGUCUCCUGGAUUUUGGUACUCAAAUGUUGACAGGUAUGGUAUAUAGCAGUAUUUAAUUUAGUUGAUUUAUCCGUGCACAUUAUUAUUUUUGGAUGCCCUUGUAAUGUUCAAUUAAAAUUCAAUUAAAAUAAUUUCCCCUCCCUCUUGAAAA
Messenger RNA from Megalobrama amblycephala (Wuchang bream), 3092 nucleotides. Its product is annotated as sodium-dependent lysophosphatidylcholine symporter 1-like. NCBI's taxonomy places the organism in Eukaryota, Metazoa, Chordata, Actinopteri, Cypriniformes, Xenocyprididae. Gene Ontology annotation, cellular component: membrane. The coding region runs from base 86 to 1639 and encodes 517 amino acids. The record is from RefSeq and is a predicted model, not a curated record. Gene Ontology annotation, biological process: carbohydrate transport. The transcript has 14 exons. Gene Ontology annotation, molecular function: symporter activity.